AUGGUGCCCCUGCUGCUGCUGCCCCUGCUUUGGGGGAAGUCCCUGCAGAAGAAGGAAGGCUAUGAGCUCCAAGUGCAGGAAUCCGUGAGGGUGCAGGAGGGUUUGUGUGUCCAUGUGCCCUGCUCCUUUUCCUACCAGUGGAGUUCGUGGCUUUCCUUUAAUGAACUCUACACCUCUUGGUACCAGAGUGAGAACCACAAAGACUACACUGAUCCUGUGGCUAAAAACAACCAAUAUAAACAAGUGAAGAAACAGACUGAGGGCCGAUUCCUCCUCACAUACUCCAGGACCAACGACUGUUCCCUGAGCAUCAGAGAUGCCAGGAAGAGUGACACAGAAAGCUUCGUCUUCCAAGUGGAGACUGGAUAUUAUGAGGAAUGUACUUACCAAGAUAAGAAGCUGACUGUGCAAGUGAAAGACCUGACACAGAAAUCUGACAUCCACAUUCAGGGGCCUCUGGAGUCUGGCUGCCCCACACAGCUGAGCUGCAGCCUGCCAGGGUCCUGCAAAGGGGCAUGUCCUCUCAUCUACUCAUGGGCGGGGAGUGCUCUCAACUCUCUGAAUCCCCAGACCCUUCGCUCCUCUGUGCUCACCUUCACUCUGAAGCCCAGGGACCAUGGCACCACAGUCACCUGUCUGGUGACACUUGCAGGACCUGAGGUGACCACACAGGAAACCAUUCGACUCAAUGUGUCCUAUGCUCCACAGAACCUGACCAUAGGCAUGUCCUGCAAUAAUGUCACAGCAUUCGAGAUUCUGCAAAAUACCUCAUCCCUUCCCAUCCUGGAGGAGGCUCUGCAGCUGCUCUGUGUGGCUGACAGCAACCCCCCUGCACAGUUGAGCUGGUUCCAGGGGUCCUCAGCCCCGAACGCCACCCCCGUCUCCAGCACAGCGAUCUUGGAGCUGCCCCGUAUGGGGACUGGGGAAGAAGGACAGUUCACCUGCCAAGCUCAGCACCCUCUGGGCUCCAAAAAUAUCUCUCUCAGCCUCUCUGUGGUCUACCCCCCACAGCUUCUGGGGCCCUCCUGCUCCUGGGAGGACCAGGUUCUGCACUGCAGCUGCUCCUCCCAAGCCCAGCCAGCCCCCUUGCUUCGCUGGUGGCUGGGAGAGGGGCUGCUGGAGGAGAACAGCAGCGAUGCCUCCGAUGCCUCCGACACCAUCACCUCCUACUCUGAGGGGUCCUGGGCCAACAGCUCCCUGAGCCUCUGUGUGGGGCUCAACAAAGGCCUCAGGCUCAGCUGUGAGGUGAAGAACAUCCACGGGGCCCAGAGCGCCAGUGUCCUGCUGCUCCUGGCAGAGAAGUCGGUAUCUGCUUCCAGAGUAGUUCCUGCAGCUCUUGGAGGUACUGGUGCCAUGGCCCUAGUAUCCCUGUGCUUGUAUCUCAUCUUCUUUUACAUAGUGAAAUUCCACAGGAAGCAAACAGACGGGAGGCAAAAAGUCACAAAUGAUGAAGACCCUGUCAUGGGAAUAGUCACCUGGGUGUGUGAU
Messenger RNA from Phyllostomus hastatus (greater spear-nosed bat), 1488 nucleotides. Its product is annotated as sialic acid-binding Ig-like lectin 5. The record is from RefSeq and is a predicted model, not a curated record. Gene Ontology annotation, biological process: cell adhesion. Lineage: Eukaryota; Metazoa; Chordata; Mammalia; Chiroptera; Phyllostomidae. Gene Ontology annotation, molecular function: sialic acid binding. Gene Ontology annotation, cellular component: plasma membrane.